Penicillium brasilianum is the source of this 483-nucleotide messenger RNA. The record is from the annotation of a GenBank genome assembly. NCBI's taxonomy places the organism in Eukaryota, Fungi, Ascomycota, Eurotiomycetes, Eurotiales, Aspergillaceae.
AUGCCCAAACUGCAAGUCUUGCGCAAUCUCGGCAUUCAGAGCUUUAAGAUUGCUUUUGACGACAUUCCUACUGAAUUGAACUGCAAUUCGGACAAGGAAAAGUGGAUCGAUACGGUUAUGUGGUACUGGCUGGCCGUUGCCCAGGCCUACUAUUUGAAUCGUAUACAGGACGAAUUAGUCGUUCCGCACGGCCUCGAAGCUCUCGAGAACGUACCGACCAACUGUGCUGGCAGCCAAUCGGACCCUGAAAAGGAGGAAUUUGGCACUAUACUAGACAAUAAUAUCAGCAUUCAGUGGACCGGCGAAGGCAUUUUCACUGACCAGAUCAACGACACAAGUGUGCAACAGGCGCACUCGACUUAUGUUACCGACAAACUGUUCCCGUUCCCCGGACUUGCACAAGUAUCUUCUAGGUUUCAUCUCGAAUCUCCGAUGGAGCAGGCUUACGCCUCCAUGCCCACUCUCGCCAACUACGGAGACUAG